Sporothrix brasiliensis 5110 is the source of this 2667-nucleotide messenger RNA. RefSeq lists its product as uncharacterized. Gene Ontology annotation, biological process: carbohydrate metabolic process. The transcript is spliced from 7 exons. Gene Ontology annotation, molecular function: cellulose binding; flavin adenine dinucleotide binding; oxidoreductase activity, acting on CH-OH group of donors. The coding region runs from base 1 to 2667 and encodes 888 amino acids. NCBI's taxonomy places the organism in Eukaryota, Fungi, Ascomycota, Sordariomycetes, Ophiostomatales, Ophiostomataceae. The record is from RefSeq and is a predicted model, not a curated record. Gene Ontology annotation, cellular component: extracellular region.
AUGGGCCUCAUCACGCGCAUUGCAACCGCCCUUGUUGCAUACUCCUCGCUCUGGGUCCAACCAUGCUUGGCCCAGGAUUCGACUAUUGUCAGCAAGUACAAAGAUGAUUCGACCAAUAUCACCUUUGGUAUGUAUGGCAUCGAUGCCAUUGUCGAUGCCAGCACCGGAGAGGUAGCCCAAGGGUUUUACAACUUUGGCAUUGUCUUGCCUGACAAUGCUCUGAAAAAGGAUGCCAAUGAAUACAUUGGAAUUUUGAGGUGUCAAAGCACAAACACAUCGCUCACCGGCUGGUGUGGCAUCUCACAUGGCGACAAGGGCCAGAUGACAAACUCCCUGCUGCUGGUGGCGUGGCCUUGGAACGGCCAAGUCAUGACGACGUUCCGCUACGCAACGAAAUGGACGAUGCCCACGGAGUACACCGGCGAUGCGAAGCUGACGCAGAUCUCAUCGUUUGUCAAUGAGACCAUGUUCGAGGUCAUCUACCGGUGCCAGAACUGUUUCUCCUGGAAAACAACCGAAGCCACAACGCAGACUGUUAACACCACCUCUGGAACGCUUCUGUUCGGACGAGCACUGGCCGUGAGGGGCCCGGAUGCGGCGAGCUGCCCGAGCAAGAUGACGUUUGGAUUCCACGACUCGGGGUACAGCCAGUACGGCGUUGAUCUGACCAACGCCAUUCACCCCUCGUACGCCUCAUGGGCUGCAAUGGCUACCCAUGUCGUUUCCACCGACUGUGUCAACAUCCCUGCUGCCACACCCACCCCGGAGCCAACAUCAUCUGGCACAGCAUCGGCAUCUGUUUCUGAGUCUGCCUCGGCCUCGUCGUCUGCUUCUGUUCCGGCUGCGACAACCGCAGUGCCGGCACCAACGCCGAUCCCAAUCGUGCCAUGUAAACCAGCUCCGAACAAGACGUACGACUACAUUAUCGUCGGUGCUGGCGCUGCUGGUAUUCCCCUGGCCGACCGCCUGUCGCAGGUUGGUAAAUCCGUACUGCUGAUCGAGAAAGGUCCGCCGUCGUCUGGUCGCUGGGGAGGCGUCAUGCGCCCUGACUGGCUGAACAACACCAACCUGACGCGCUUUGACGUGCCCGGCUUGUGCAACCAAAUUUGGGUCGACUCGGUUGGUGUUGCGUGCACAGAUACGGAGCAGAUGGAGGGCUGUGUGCUUGGAGGUGGUACGGCGGUCAACGCCGGCUUGUGGUGGCGUGCAAAUCCUCUUGACUGGGACUACAACUUCCCCGAUGGCUGGCGCAGCAAGGACAUGGCAGGCGCUACGAGCCGUGUCUUCCAACGGAUACCAGGCACGAUUGCCCCGUCGAUGGACGGUAAGCUCUAUAUGCACCAAGGCUUCGAUGUUAUUGCGUCGGGCCUAAAUGCGUCGGGCUGGAACUACGUCAUCCCCAACGACCAUCCGGACCAGAAGAACCGCACAUACGGUCACACCACGUAUAUGUUUUCCGGCGGAGAGCGCAGUGGCCCGAUGGGUACGUAUCUUGUCAGUGCUUCGCAGCGUGCCAACUUCAACCUGUGGAUGAACACACCUGUGCGCCGCCUUAUUCGCGACGGCGGCCACAUUACUGGCGUGGAGCUCGAAUGCACGUCCGACGGAUACUCUGGCAAUGUCUACGUGACGCCCAACACGGGCCGUGUCAUCUCCUCGGCAGGUACCUUUGCAUCUGCUAAGCUGCUUCUGCGCAGCGGUAUUGGCCCGUCUGACCAGCUCUCUGUCGUCAAAAAUUCGCCUGACGGCCCGACCAUGAUCAACGCAACCUCCUGGAUCGAUCUUCCGGUUGGCUACAACUUGAACGACCACGUUAACACUGACACGGAGAUCUCGCACCCUGAUGUGGUCUUCUACGAUUUUUACGAAGCCUGGACCAAGCCCAUCGUGUCAGAUGAAGACAGCUACCUCAAGAACCGCACGGGCAUUCUUGCGCAGUCAGCACCCAAUAUUGGUCCCAUGUUCUGGGAGGCCAUCAAGGGCGACGACGGCAUUGUCCGCCAGCUGCAGUGGACGUCCCGUGUGGAGGGAUCCACUAACACAUCCAUGAUCAUGAGCCAGUACCUUGGUCGUGGCUCAGUGUCCCGUGGCCGCAUGGUCAUCACUCGUCGCCUGACCACGUUUGUUUCAGUCCCGCCGUAUCUGCACGACGAUCUGGACAAGGACGUCGUCAUCAAGGGCAUCCAGAACCUGCAGGCUGCGCUUAAGAAUGUGCCCAACAUCACUUGGAUCACACCGGCGCCGAACCAGACCGUUGCGGAAUACGUCAACUCGCUCCCCAACACGCCGGCCAAGCGUCGCGCAAACCACUGGAUCGGAACAAACAAAAUGGGUCUUGAUGACGGCCGUCUUGGCGGCACAGCUGUUGUUGACCUCGACACCAAGGUGUACGGCACGGACAACCUGUUUAUUGUCGAUGCUUCCAUUUUCCCUGGCCACGUUACCGGAAACCCGUCGGCGGCGAUCGUGACUGUGGCGGAGCGUGCCUUUGAGCGCCUUAGCUCGCUGCAUGCGCCGGUCCUGGGUACGGAGGGCGCCCAGUGCGGUGGCAAUACCUGGUCAGGAAGUUUCCAGUGCGAAGCCGGUCUCCAGUGCAGCUACGUCAACUCGACGCUGUCUCGCUGCGAUAAAACUGCAGCCAAGACACUUCGCCGUCUGCGCGUGUAA